Mercenaria mercenaria is the source of this 2592-nucleotide messenger RNA. RefSeq lists its product as uncharacterized. The record is from RefSeq and is a predicted model, not a curated record. The coding region runs from base 27 to 2075 and encodes 682 amino acids. The transcript has 3 exons. Lineage: Eukaryota; Metazoa; Mollusca; Bivalvia; Venerida; Veneridae.
CUGAGCUAGCUAGCUUACAAUCGUGUAUGACGGAUCGUUGUAGCGUGCGUGUCAGAGGUGUGAAAACGUUCACGGCUUUAUAUAAACGCUGUUGCAGAAACAUACUUAUCAACUUGAGGACAACAGUGAUACAGCGAAGUAUAAUGACGAUGCGGAACUCAUUACUGGUGUUGCCUGUCCUGCUGGCGUUUGUUUGGAUGUCAGAAGCAAAGAUUUUCAUUCUCCAAACUGAUUUCCAUCGAAACAGAGAAAAUCACCCUGUGUGGGACCUCACUAACUCUUCAGAUGGAACGGCUGUCAUCCUUGAACCUAACAAGUAUCUUUCCGUCAAUUUUUGUCUACGACGACGUACUAAGGUCCGGUUGACCGACUUCCGGUUCUCUAAUGGAAAUAACAGUGAGAUUGUUCAAGUCAAGAUUGAUAAUACACUGAUGGGUUUAUUUGAGUCUGCCACAAAUCCUAAGCGGAGUUGGAACAUUUUCUUUUCAACUGGAACUUUCCCUAGAGUCCCUGACCUUGCGAUAGGAUGGCACAAAUUAACAGUAUCGUUCAAUGGUACAGCAGAUGGGUUUGCAGUGGAUCAUAUUGAGAUGGACGUAGACGAUGACAAAAUUACAAAAGAUAUCCUAUCAUGUGAACUCACCUGUAUCCCUGACCUCAGUUAUCACGUUCGACAGAAUGACAUCCUUACAGAGGCUUCAUUCAUUGUGCAAGAAUCUUACAAAACUACCUGUCCAGAGGUUGAUAACAUCAACGUGCCCAUUUUCAAUCCUUCUGUUCAAGAGUACGAAAUAACUGCCGCCUUACCGCAAUAUCGCGCCUUCUCAAACUGGAGAACAGAAAACACAACCGGUUGUCCGCAUCUGUCGCCCUACUACUGGUCAUUUAACAAUAUAGAGCUCAUGCCAAACAUGAGGAAUAUAAUAGAAAUACCUAAGGCCAAAUUGUACUUUAGUCAUGGUGAGGAUGCUUUCUCUAAGGUGGCGCUUUUGAUGCUCGUGUCUUUUAGACUCGAAGGCAAAUCGAAGGGCAUGGUCGAUAGUGAGAUGGGAACAAUGCUUAAGAUCAAGUUUUCACAUCUUACCUCUGACGUUAGGCUAACCUUCAGAUACAAGGGGAGACUACCUGGAAUUUCAAACCCGGAAGUUAAACACGUGACACCAUUGCGUUCUGAAACUGAAUGGAACACUCGUGACUUCAGCUGGACCGAUGUAGACUACAACGUCAUCUUAGUUUACAUUUCAUCAAAUUCCAGCAAACCUCUUCAUCUGGAACAUUUAUUUUUAGAACGCCGACCAAUGCUGCCUGACCAAGUUAAAAGCAUUUAUAAAGGAGAUGACACAAUUAUCGAAGCCGUCUUCAGUGAUUUCUGGUGGCUAAAUCCAGAUGCUAUGGCGGUUCAUUUGUCUACUGGAGAGGUCUACAACAAUGUGUCAUACUUUCGAAUAUACAGACCGAUUCCAUGGAAUUCUGGCUAUGCUCAAGUGUUUGUUCUAUACCAGGAUGGCAAUGCACGUCUUCUUCCUGUACCACCAGAGGGUGUAGACUGGAUUCCGUUUGGAUCGUCUGUAAUAAUUGGUCAAACAGACCCUACGGUUGUCCGACCUUUUGCUUCUAUCACCGAUACUUAUAUUGAUGUUAACACUCUCGGUAUGCAUCUUCAAUAUAAAGAUGGCGGAUCAUGUCGUCUGACGAUGCUCAGCAGUCUAGCUGAAACACGUGUAAUCGUUUCUGAUGUGUACUUCGCCAGAAAUCCUAUACUGUUUCCAUUCACUACAUUUAGAUCAAUGUACGUUGCCGAGGGAAACUCAGAUGUCGAUCAUAUAAAGAUUAAUGGUAUCUACACAAGACAUAUCAUGGAUGACUUCAAUGCGAUGAUGGGUCGCAGUUUCGUAUUUCACCGGAAGUGCAUGUCGCGCCAUCUUAAUCUUAGUCCUGAUAUUUAUAUUGAUAUACGAAGGACACGAAAUGGCGUUGCCAAAGUUAAGUUAACGCAGUCUCAUCCAUUCCAAAGUUUAUUACAGCGAAUCCAGAAUCAUCGGUAUCGCCUGUGGACCCCACGACUGCGGAGCUGAAAUUCUGUUAACAAACAUAACUCACUACUAGUCUCUGUAUGUUGCAGAUGACUCAUGCGCUGUUUCGGAAUACUGCUCUAAAAAUCUGAACUAUGAAUGAAAUGGUUGUCGUGUCCAUAACGCUGACAUGAGCUAUGAACGGAGGAAGUAUAUCAUCAAUUAAAGAUGAAAACGCAGAACUGAGGAACAGUGUCCGUAUGUUUGCAUGGCGAAAUUGUACAUUUGAGCAUCUGUUUAAUCAAAAUCGAUCUUGCCAGAUUCGCUUCUAUGUAUUUUUUUAUAACUUUCAUUAGAUUUAAUUAGUAUUGCAUGCGUGAUCAACAUUAUUUAAUUAGCAUAACUAUAAAUUAUUAUUCAACUGUGUACAAAGUUUACAGAUGAACAUUCAUUAUUCAUUCAACGUUGAACCUUAUCAUUUAUCAAACCAAGUUAUAAAAUCAUUUAUCAUGUUAUUUCCGUGUUUAACUUGAUGAUUUUUGUUAAUUUAUUGUCAUUAACAUUUUAUUAAAAAAAGUAA